GCAAGGACCCCUCCCUUCCCUUCGCUUGAGGUUCUGUCGCCCGGCCGGCGGGGAGGCGCGCGCGCUGCGAAUGGAGCUGGUGGCUGGCAGCUACGAGCAGAUCCUUUUUGGGUUCACUGUACACCCGGACCCUAAGGCGAGUGGCGACCACGAGAAAUGGACUUCAGUGGCCGACUUCACUCACCACGCCCACACUGCCUCCUUGUCGGCAGUGGCUGUGAAUAGUCGUUUUGUAGUCACUGGCAGCAAAGAUGAAACAAUUCAUAUAUAUGACAUGAAAAAGAAGAUAGAGCACGGGGCCCUGGUACAUCACAACGGCACGAUAACUUGCCUGAAGUUCUACGGCAACAGGCACUUGGUCAGCGGAGCCGAGGACGGGCUCAUCUGUGUCUGGGAUGCGAAGAAGUGGGAGUGCUUAAAGUCCAUGAAAGCUCACAAAGGACGUGUGACCUUCCUCUCCAUUCACCCGUCUGGCAAGUUGGCCCUGUCUGUCGGCACAGAUAAGACACUGAGAACAUGGAAUCUUGUGGAGGGAAGAUCAGCUUUCAUCAAAAAUAUAAAACAAAAUGCUCACAUAGUGGAAUGGUCCCCGAGUGGGGAGAAAUACGUGGUUGUCGUCCUAAAUAAGAUCGAUGUCUACCAACUUCACACUGCGGCCAUUAGCGGCACCAUCACCAAUGAAAAGCGGGUUUCUUCGGUCACCUUUCUUUCAGACUCUGUCCUCGCAGUGGCUGGAGACGAAGAAGUGGUGAGGUUUUUUGACUGUGAAUCGCUGGUGUGCCUCUGUGAGUUUAAAGCGCAUGAGAACAGGGUGAAAGAUAUGUUCAGUUUUGAAAUCCCAGAGCAUCACGUUCUUGUCACAGCAUCGAGUGAUGGUUUCAUCAAAAUGUGGAAGCUUAAGCCCGAGAAGAGUGUUCCGCCAUCUUUACUCUGUGGAGUGAACACUAAGGCCAGGCUGACGUGUCUCGGAGUGUGGUUAGACAGAGAGGCAGACGCGAGAGAGAGCCUGCGUCCCACAGCAGAGCCUUCCCCUGUAAGUAAAGAAGAGCGGUCCAGGAUGAGCGAAAAGGACCCUGACGUGCAGGAGGUGGCAGCGUCAUUACCCAGGUUGCAGAAGUGUGGCUUAGCUGGUGACAGUGAGAAGCCAGCAAGAGGGAGCAGCCUCGUGUCAGGCAAGAGGAAGAAGGUGGAAAUGUUGGAAAAGAGGAAGAGAAAAAAGAAGAAAAUAUAACACACAGUGAAUCCCAGAUUUCUCCUCCUCCAAAGAAUUUUUAGACAGAAUUGUCAUUUUCAAGUAUUAUAUCUACAUUUUUUUUUUUCCUGAGCAAAAGCAAGGAAUUUUUUCUACUGGAGAAAAUGUAUAGCUUUUAAAGAAACCACUUUGAGGUGGGUUUUUGUUUUUAACUGAUAAAAUUAUUUUUGACAGAUGAAA
Molecule: messenger RNA, 1432 nt
Organism: Chinchilla lanigera (long-tailed chinchilla)
Lineage: Eukaryota; Metazoa; Chordata; Mammalia; Rodentia; Chinchillidae
Gene: Pak1ip1
Product: PAK1 interacting protein 1
Exons: 10
Coding region: 71-1231 (386 amino acids)
Molecular function (GO): protein binding
Source: RefSeq, a predicted model, not a curated record